Zerene cesonia (dogface butterfly) is the source of this 2423-nucleotide messenger RNA. It is a transcript of the gene Dnaaf5, whose product is annotated as dynein assembly factor 5, axonemal. The coding region runs from base 141 to 2423 and encodes 760 amino acids. NCBI's taxonomy places the organism in Eukaryota, Metazoa, Arthropoda, Insecta, Lepidoptera, Pieridae. Gene Ontology annotation, biological process: inner dynein arm assembly; cilium movement; outer dynein arm assembly. The transcript is spliced from 11 exons. Gene Ontology annotation, molecular function: dynein intermediate chain binding. Gene Ontology annotation, cellular component: cytoplasm. The record is from RefSeq and is a predicted model, not a curated record.
GACAGCCUGUUGUUAUGGAAACGCAGUUUGUUUAUCAAUACGAACUGCAAAAUUGAUUUUCGAAAAUUCAAUGUUUUGUCAAUAUCAUAAGUUGUCUAAGAAUAAAUAUAUAGACUCUUGACGAUUGAGGGAAUUUAAAAAUGUCCGAACUAGUACCUAAGUUACAAGAUAACCCUCGCGCUGCAUUAGAGCAGCAUAUAACCGCUCUUCAAAGUGAAUCAAAAAUGACUAGAAGAAAUGCUUUACGAAAAAUAAACGAAGAAAUCUUCAAUAAUCCUGCGAAUUCUGAUUGUGAUCUCACCACAGUCUUUCCCGAUAUCUACGCAUAUGUGUUGAAAAGUUUUUCAGACGAAUCGGAAGCAUGCAGGGAAAGCGCAAUUACGAUUAUUUCGAAUUUUAUACAGCGUUUGCCGUUGAAUGAUUAUUAUUUAACAUACAUAUUUCCAGUCAUUGUGCGUCGUAUUGGGUGCCCAGAGAUUGUCGAGGAAUCCGAGGAGAUACGCCUAGUUUUAAUGGAAUUGGUUCAUAGUAUAAUAGAUAAAUAUAAAGGCUCUCAUUUAUUAAGUCCCUUCAUUAAUGACUUCACGAGUAUUCUGACAAAGACGAGUACAGAUCCAUUUCCCAAAGUAAAGAUUGAGGCUUGUGAAUGUAUAAUAUUGCUAACAAAAGUUCUGCAACGGGAUUUCCAUUUCCAAUCAGAGAGCUUUGUGAAGCCUGUUUUGUCUAAUUUUGCACAUCAACAUUUUCGAGUGCGUGUUGCAGCUGUUAGAGCUAUAGGUGCUAUUGUAAUGGCUGGAAAUGUAAAGUGUUUCGAAUUAUCAAUAACUCCGAUGGCUGAAAAGCUCUUUGAUGAGAACACUCAGGUCCGCCUGCAAGUUACUUUGGAAGUUGGCAACUGGAUGCUUAGUUACAGAGAUAGAUAUUCCUUCUGGCAUCGCAUGAUACCUCUUUUGUUGACUAGUUUGAGUGAUGUCAUGGCUGAUAUAAGAGAUACGGCCACCAAGCUGUGGAGAGAUGUGGGCCUACAGUACAUGGAUGAAAAUGAAGAGGAUCUAAAGAAAAAGACGGAUUUCCUGAAAGAUGUACCAUCCCAUUAUCCAGAUGUGAAACGCCCCAAUUUGGGUUGCCGGGUGUUAGUUCAAAGCAAUAUAGGAAAAAUCGUGCCUGCUAUUGGCAGAGAAAUGGACGGCUGGCAAGCGGAUGCCCGUCUCCGUUCAUCUCAGUUGCUAUGCUGGAUGCUGCUGUGCGCUGAGGAGGGAGCCACGCAGCACGCGAACACAAUUGUGCGGAUCCUGCAUAGAGGAGCCGCUGAUGAAGACCAGAGAGUUGUUCUGGAGAUUAAACGUGCAUCCGAACUCUUUGGCUACUUCAUAAUACCAGACACUUGGUGGCCUCUGGUGGAAGCUGAAGUGGACUCGUGGAGUGCUCUACUCGUCAUCACUAACAUACUUAAAGGAUCUAUAAGGGAUCUGGUAAAGGUCAAGGUUCUGCACGAGUUGUGUAAGGAAUUGGCCGAUCCUGAUCGGUGCAGGGUUAGAAAGCCAAAAUAUCAAGAAAAUCUUUUAAAAGUAUGCGAAGCUUUAAUGGAUCUCUGCAAAGAAGAUUGUGCGGCCGUUGCUGAAGAACUGUUCAUUAUCAACUUUACGGUGUACGCUAUGCCCGUAGACGAUAAUAAACAGUUUAUGGCUUUAUCAAACUUAGACAAAUUACGUUACCUCGAACAAUGCGGGAAGACGUUGACGUGUCUAUACGAGCGUCACAUUCGGCGGAUACUAUCUGAUAUAACGAGCGACGCGCUCACGUGGAGCCUGCUCACGCCGGACCGCUGCUUGCUGGAGUGCGUGCUUUUGCGCUCAGGUGCCGCAAUGGGAGCGCAACUGCAUCUCAUAGCGCCAUUACUAAAAGAAUGUUUGGCCGUACCUAAAGUUGACCCGGAAGUCAAACUGAAGAUAUUCACCGCGCUUUCAACAGUUCUGUUGCAAAGGAAAACCAACUUCAGGAAAUGUGAACCUGAAAAAUUGGAGGCUUUCUUGAAAAUUGUUAUUCAAGAGAUAAUCCUGCCCAAUUUAGUUUGGUCGCCGGGUCGCACUUCCGAAGCGAUCCGCACGGCCGCCGUCGCCUGUCUGUGCUCAGCCUUACAGGACAACCCGGAGGAGAUCUCGCUCGAGAGGGGGGGCGACGGGGAUGGCUGUGAUAAGGAUGUAAACUUAUUCCCUACGAAGGAGUCUCUCGAACCGUUCCUAGAAGAAAUGGUCCCAUUAUUGGUGGGCUUAGUGGACGAUAAUUCGUUGCUGACUCGCCAGCACGCGCUCCGUGCGAUAUGCUGCCUGGCAACACUGGCCAAACAACGCAGCUGUUUAACCGUGGAGAUACUUCAUAAGUUGUAUUUUGGUGAGAAUAAAACAUACGCUAUAAAUAUUUAG